AGAUUUGUUUUAAUCUGGUCAUUUAACUUUUUGUCAUCGAUCAGUAUAGCUAAUUUUUUCUUGUGUUUAUAAUCUUUUAAACAAUGUAUAGCUUUUCAACUCUGAAUCGUGAAAAUGAAAACAUUGCCAAGCUAAUAUCUGGCAUCAAAUUACCUGAUCUUGGUUUGGUUAAAAAGCAGUGUAUUGCUUUCGGCGAAUUCAUUCCGUAUCCAGUUGAUUCGAUUAACCAGAUUCCUGGUUAUGAAACCGAUUACCUUCAUAAAAUUCAAGAAAAAAAUUUUUCAACUCCAACUCCUGUUCAAGCUCAUCUCUGGCCAAUAAUAUUUCGAGGAAGAUCAGCUACAUGUAUAUCAGCUCCUAAGAGCGGUAAGACUCUUGCGUAUUUGAUUCCUGCUUUGAGCUCUACUCAAUUCGCAAACAAGGACCCUGCCGCAAUAAUUUAUGGCGAUGAAGGACCGAAAGUGGUUAUUGUUUGUUAUGGAAUGAGUAAAGCGUAUGAAAUUCGAGAUUACUGUCUUGAUUUACUGGAUGGCGCAAAGGAACCUCGUGUUCUUACCAUCACCAUAGACAAUGAGAAAAAAGUACCACUUAAACUCCUGAACGGCUGUGAAAUUUUGAUUUCGACUCCAGGACCUCUUAAAAGACUAAUCGCAGAUGGGUACAUUCGUUUCGAUAUCUGUUCGCUGCUAGUCUUCGAUAAUGCUGAUAAAAUAUUCACUAUUCAACCUGAGUUUGUUCAAUCGAUUGUUUUAUCAUAUUUUACUUCAUAUAGGAAAAGAUUGCGUGUAAAUGACGACAAUCUUAAUAGCUUACUAACUGCACCGAUGCUGGUUUUGGCUGAUUCAUGGACGAAAGAAGUUGCAAAUUUUUCCAAGGAAUAUAUGAAAAACUCUAUAAAUAUUUUCGGUGAUUUAUUUGAAGCUGCUAUCGCUCAUGAUUUAAAUUAUAAAGUCCAUUUUGUUGAAGCCGAAGAAGAACGUAUUAGCUAUUUAGGUGAUUUGAUUCAUGGUCUUCUUUGCAGAGGUACAUUAAAUCGCAUCGCAAUAGUAUGCUCUAAUGAUGCUGAAAUUGAUAUUGUGAUUAAAGCAAUGACUGAUUUGGAUGUUGAGCCAGUUGCCCUCGAUUCGUCAAACUUCAACUAUGAGAUUGCUAAAUUGAUCGAUUUAUGCAAAAAUCAUCCCAGAGCAAUCACUAUCAUAACCGAUGAUAAAAUUAAAGAGGUCCCUCAACUCAAUUUUAUCGACACUCUCGUGCAUUACAGUAUGCCUGUUCAUAGUGAUAUAUUCAGGAUAAGAUUUCUUUUAAUGUCUAAUUUAAUUAAGAAUGGUGAACAGAUAAAUACUCACUUUCUUUUAUCCCCUGUUAAUGGUAAUCAUGCUCACUUUUUGUGUCAAACUCUUCGACGAAUCAGUGAAAUUCCCUCCUGCUUGAAUAAUUUGAGAAACUUGUCAUACCGGCCUUUAUGUGAAAAUUUUCUCGCCUUUGGAUUCUGUCCUUUUGAAUCUACAAUAUGUAUUAAUCGCCACGAAUUCAAGCCUUGUGAAUCACCUAAUGAAGAUCUUCCUAUGGAUGGCCAGGUGAAAUUCGAGAUAUGCCAUAUCAUUACUAUCAACCAGUUCUACAUUCGUAUUGUUGAAUAUCGUGAUAGCCGUAAUGAAGAUGGACACUGGGUAAAAUAUCCUUGUCUUUAUCGCUCGAUAAAGAAUGAACUACAAGCUUAUAAACAAGGACCAUUCACUGAUGAUAAAAUACCUACGAUUGGCAAGAUAUAUGGACUUGCAGUUCUUGGUACUGUGCAUAGAGUGCGAAUCAUAGAGAACCUUGGCCAAUUGACUGUAAAGGAAACCAACGCACCACUCAAUGAAGAUACGCCUUAUCAACUACAAGUGUCUUUUGUUGACUUUGGACAUCAAAGCAAAGCGUUAUCCAAUCAAUUAAUUGAAUUGCCUGAAAAUUUGAGAGACUAUCCAUCAUUGGCUUUUAAAGCAUAUCUUCUAGGAAUAAAACCAGUUGAUGGUGACAUGGAGUGGACUCACAAUCCAACUGAAACGCUUUCUAGAUUCAUGAGUGACGGUAAAGUGUUAAAGGCAUCUGCUUGGAUACGCUUGCAAAGAAAAAGCAUUUUUUGGAUUGAUAAUAUGCAAAUCACCCAAAACUUGAAGGUUCUUGAUGUCAUUGUUACCAGUUGGAAUCCAAAAUCUGAUUUAAUUGAUACUGGUUUAGCCGUGAAAAAUGACAAAAUGUUUGACCAGGUCAACGUAAAUCUAAUUGAAUUAUCUAUUAAAUGGCGAAAUUGUAGUUUGGUUAAAUCAGCAUCACAAGCCUUCCUUCCCGAUGAUCUCGAGUUUGUUUAUCUUUCUCAUUUCCAAAAUCUUGACACUUUUUAUAUUCUAAGACAAACUUAUUACAAAUGUUUAGAAAAUUUGGAGAAAGAAUUAGCUAAAUCUCAACUAGCUCCCAUGAAAUCUUUCAGCAAUGGCUGUUUGGGUAUAGGUAUGCUCAAAACAGAUACAUUUACAUCUUACAGCCGUAUAUUAAUCAAACAACAUUUUCCUGAAGAAAAUUUAGUUCAAGUUUUCUUUGUUGACUGGGGUGAAACGAGCAAGAUUCCUUCUGAUUGUUGUUUUACCAUAGAAGAAAAGUAUAUAAAAAGAUUGCCAUUCCAGGCAAUAAAGUGUUCGCUUUUUGGAGUUGAAGGGUCGCCUGAACCUGAUGCCAUUUAUGACUUGACCAGAACCGAAGAUGACAUAUUCAAGGAUUGCUGGAUUAAAAAAGUUAGUGGAUCUAAAGAAAAUGGCUAUUCUAUUAGACUUUGGUUUCAUCUGGAAAAGUCGGCUUGUGAAACUAAAUUUCAUCUUCUAUCAAAUUGGCUAGUUGAAAAUGGACAUGCUAAGUACUCGGAUCCCAGUGAAAAGGAACAGGACAAAAUUUUGACAACGGUUAAUCAAAAGGCCAAUGAAGACGAAAGUGACGCUUCUUUUGAAGAGGAAUGGAAGAAUGGAGAAAAGGAAUGUCUUCAAAAUUUACUAGGCGCUAUCGAUAAUGGAAUGAGAAGCUAUUUGGGCGAGCAUGCUGAGAAGGAUCCUGUUCAAUUUGAUCCUAAGAAACUACCACGAGCUAAGAGAUUGAUAAUGCGAUUGAAAAAACAGAAAGAAGCAGAGCGACGUGCACAAGAAUCGAGCAGUGACUCAGAAGACGAUAACGCCAAAGCACCAAAAGAAUUCACACCAUUACCUAAACGUGUAAUUGAUUUCAGCAAAGUUUUACCAUACGACCCAACUACAUCAGAAGAAUCUGAAUUAGACUCAGAUCUUGAGGAUGCAUAUGGUAUUGAAGAGUUAAAUUGAACAAAUAAUAUUUUUAUGCCAAAUUUUAUACUAAUGUACUGAUUGGUACAGAAUUUAAAUUUUUAAUAAAAUGAGUUUGUAUUUAACUCAAAACGAUUUAACCAAAAA
Tetranychus urticae (two-spotted spider mite) is the source of this 3455-nucleotide messenger RNA. RefSeq names its product putative ATP-dependent RNA helicase TDRD12. Gene Ontology annotation, molecular function: metal ion binding; nucleic acid binding; ATP binding. Gene Ontology annotation, biological process: germ-line stem cell division. The record is from RefSeq and is a predicted model, not a curated record. NCBI's taxonomy places the organism in Eukaryota, Metazoa, Arthropoda, Arachnida, Trombidiformes, Tetranychidae.